AUGAAGUUCAUCCUUGCCUCCACCCUCAUCGCCUCCGCCUCUGCUCUUUCCAUCUUUGGAAACAAGGCACCAGUUGCCGAGAGCCCUGCUUUCGCCAUUGACUCCAUCCCAGGAGCCAUUGAGCCAACUGGUCUUUUCGACCCUCUUGGUUUCGCCGCCAAGGCCGAUGAAGCCACCUUGAAGAGAUACCGUGAGGCCGAGCUUACCCACGGACGUGUUGCCAUGUUGGCCACCCUUGGUUUCCUCGUCGGAGAAGCCGUUGAGUCCAAGACUGUCUUGUUCAAUGGAGCAAUCUCUGGACCUGCCAUCACCCACUUGGCCCAAGUCAACCCUGUCUUCUGGAUCUUGCUAGGAGCCGGUAUCGCCAAGGCCGAGACCGAACGUGCCGAGAUUGGCUGGGUCGAACCCAAGGAUGUCCCCUUUGACAAGCCAGGAGUCCUUCGUGAGACUUACAUCCCAGGAAACCUUGGAUUCGAUCCUCUUGGCUUGAAGCCCGAGGACCAAGCCGAAUUCGUCGCCAUGCAAACCAAGGAGUUGCAAAACGGACGCCUUGCCAUGCUUGCCGCCGCCGGAUUCUUGGCCCAGGAACUUGUGGACGGUAAGGGAAUCCUUGAACAUUUCUCUGGCUAA
Molecule: messenger RNA, 630 nt
Organism: Cylindrotheca closterium
Lineage: Eukaryota; Bacillariophyta; Bacillariophyceae; Bacillariales; Bacillariaceae
Source: the annotation of a GenBank genome assembly